UUUUAUCCGCCAUAUUAUAGAUUUGACUGCUGUCGAAGUGGAUGCCAGGUGAUUUGACCGAGUGGUAAGCAAGCAACAGUUAGACGACAUGGGGGACGGAGCAAAGUAUCAGCCACGGCUCUGUACGCUGUCUAAAUGGGCCCAUUUUAACGGCUAUGGCUUUAACCUGCAUGCGGAGCGAGGGAAGGCCGGUCAGUACAUCGGUAAGGUGGACGCAGGCUCCCCGGCCGAGGCGGCGGGCCUCAAGCAGGGGGACAGGAUCGUCGAAGUGGACGGGAUGAAUAUUGGCAAUGAGAAUCACCAACAAGUUGUCAGUAGGAUCAAAGCAGGUGGUAACAAGACCUCCUUACUUGUGGUGGACAGUGAAACGGAUAAGUAUUUUAAAGAUCAACGCGUUGUUGUGAGGAGUGAUAUGCCAGAGGUUCUGAAGUUGUCAAGCGAGCAGCCACGCCCCGCGGGAUCAGACACAAAUGAAGAAACCGGGGAAAAUGGCGAGCUGAAUGGAGUUACAAGUGCAGAUAUAGAGACAAACGGCCAGGUUGACUUGGAUUCAGAUAAUGAGGAAAUAAGCGCUGUCAAUACAAGUCAAGUAGAAGCUGCUCCUGAGCGAGAAGAGCCUGAGUCUGCAAUAGCUGAGUUCACAAUCCCUCCUCCUCCUACAGACGAUCCUGAACCAGAGCACAACAGAGAACCUUCUCCAGAACCUGCACGAGAACCUUCUCCGGAACCAGCCAGAGAACCUUCUCCAGAACCUGCCCGAGAACCUUCUCCGGAACCCAUCAGAGAGCCCUCCCCAGAGCCUGUGAGAGAUCCAACUCCAGAACCUGUCAGAGCACCAACACCAGAGCCUGUUAGAGAACCUACCCCGGAACCUGUUAGGGAACCUACCCCGGAACCUGUUAGGGAACCUACCCCGGAACCUGUAAGAGCUCCUACCCCAGAGCCAGUGCAGCCUCCAAAACCAGAACCCCAGACAAAUGGUGCCCAAGCCAAUGGAGACCCGUUAAUGCGAAUGUCUGCCAAAGAAAUGAGAGAACAGCUGGCAGCCAAGAAGAAAGCUGAUGCGAAGAGCAAGAAAAUAGGGUUCAAAGACAAGUAUGAUAUCUUCCAACGACUUUGAAAGUCGUGUGCUCAAUGGAUUUAAUAAUUUGUAAAUUUGGAAACUGAGACUAAGAGUUUUACCCUGCUUGCAAUAAUCACUUCAACCUUCAUGCAUUGGUGAUCUGCAAGAAGAGGUAUCAUUUUGACCAUUGUGAUAACAGAACUCCCCCAGGUGAUGACCAGUCCAGUGGUAUGGUCAGAGUUGGGAGGUGUCCAUGGCUGUUCCUACCCAAUCCACUGACCAGCUCUCCAUGCAUGUUGGCCAACAGCCUAUGACCCCCUUGUGGACAGGAAUUGUUCAUGAAUCAGAUUUUAGUAAAAUGACUUUGAAUUUGGAAUAUAUACACAAAAAAAAAGAACAGUUGUGUUUUGAAGAAAUAUUGGAGCAAAAUGUGCUAGGCCACUGGUCUGAUCUUUUUUACUUGCAUCAUAAAUUUGGAACUAUUCAGUGUUCAUAAUUGGGAGUAACUUUGGGAAUGUUGGAUGAAUUUGAGAUAAUACUUGUCUAUACUUUAAGAGAUAUAUAGAUAAGCACUCACAUACAUGUACACUCAUAUAUAUGUAUAUCUAUAUCUAUAUCUAACUAGAACUACGACAGCACUGUAACAAAUAGAAGACUGGCCCAGAUGUGUUUCUCUGAUUGCUUUUAUAUGCAUAUAUCCAGUUGUUGAUACUUUAAUUGUGAUUGGACGAUAUGUGAAUUAAUGAAUGAACUUAGUGAGCACAAAGUGAUUACCUACUCAGAAAUGCCUUAACAGAUGAAACUUUGCUGCACAUAGGGGUCCAAUAUUGUACACUAUUGUACUUGGAUUGCUCAUGUCGGUUGAUGUAUACAACUCUGAAAUUAUAUUUUGUUAUAAAUAAAAAAAGGCAGUUACUCUUUACAAA
This is a messenger RNA of Liolophura sinensis, 1989 nucleotides long. Its product is annotated as Na(+)/H(+) exchange regulatory cofactor NHE-RF1-like. The transcript is spliced from 3 exons. Gene Ontology annotation, cellular component: apical plasma membrane. Gene Ontology annotation, molecular function: protein-membrane adaptor activity; protein binding. NCBI's taxonomy places the organism in Eukaryota, Metazoa, Mollusca, Polyplacophora, Chitonida, Chitonidae. Gene Ontology annotation, biological process: protein localization to plasma membrane. The record is from RefSeq and is a predicted model, not a curated record. The coding region runs from base 89 to 1120 and encodes 343 amino acids.